Lodderomyces elongisporus is the source of this 1038-nucleotide messenger RNA. RefSeq lists its product as uncharacterized. The transcript has a single exon. The record is from RefSeq and is a predicted model, not a curated record. Lineage: Eukaryota; Fungi; Ascomycota; Pichiomycetes; Serinales; Debaryomycetaceae. Bases 1 to 1038 code for a protein of 345 amino acids.
AUGGCAUACGAUUCAUAUCGAGGCUCGGCAAGCUAUGAUUCAUACAAGAAUGAUGAUUACCACAAUAAUGGCUCCUACCGAGCCAAUCGUGGAGGCCGCGGACGAGGAAUGCUGCUGCUGCUGCUGUAUCGGGGAAGAGGAGGAGGUGGUGGUAGUGGUAGCCAUUACAGAGGCAGCUCAUAUAACCACAGUGAGUAUAGAGGCACAUCGCUGAGAAGGGGAGGAAGUGGUGGCUACUACAACAGACAUGGAAGCUACGAUAGGUAUGAAGGACGCAGUCGGAGUGGUUCAUAUCGUGACGAUCGUGACGAUCGUGACCGUGAACAUAACCGACAACAUGACCGUGAACAUGAUCGUGGACAUGACCGUGAACAUGACCGUGGACAUGAUCGUGGACAUGAUCGUGAACAAGAACAUGGCUAUGAUCGCGACCGUAAACACGUGCGUGAAAGAUCAGAAGACAGAGUGAGACAUGAUAAACCAAGAGGUGUAGGUUCAGGUUCAGGUUCGGUCUUGGGUUCUGGUUCCGGUUCUGGUUCAGAGGGUACUGCUUUUGGUAAGAAUGAGCAUACUCGUGACUUGCUGCCACUACGACUGGUGCACCACUCUUCUCGACGCAGUUCGCAUCAUUAUGAAAGUGGCUCUUUAUCGCAUGGUGGCAAUUAUAGAGACAGAGGAAGCAGUCACCGGGGUGGAUUUAGACCACGUAAUGUCUCACACCAUCUGGGUGAGUUUUACAAAUCAGGCGGCGUAGUGGACAAGAGCUCUAAACAUUACAAAGAAUUUCUACACGAACCCAAAUUGAAGGAAUUCUCUAAUCCCUGGAUCAACAUAAUGGGUAUUACCGAUGAGCCAACGCAGAAGUUAUUGGAGGAAAGGUAUGCUGAGAUGACCAAGUUUGAUGACAAGAUUUUGGAGUUGCAAAAAAACAAGUUGAAAUUGGAGCUCAGCAUGUCAAGCUUGGAGAAACUGGCUGCGAGAGAAGAGUUACAUGUACAGUUGACUUCGGAGAAACUUGAAGAGUUUAUAUACUUGUAA